UUUGAAAGGAGUCACAAGCGGUAAAAGGUCACCGGAAGCCGUAAUAUGUAACUCGUCGUUGAUUGGCUGCCGCAGGAACUGUCGUAAAAAUGCGGUCGUUUUUGCCCGCGGUGGCCGAACAGCUUUUUGGAGAUAUCCAGCAAACGUAUCAUGACACUUCUCAGAGUAAGAAGAGCCGUUUGCUGACUGACUCUUGCUAGGCGCGCACGGGUGGAUGGUUCCUGAUGACCUGUUGAUUGCGUUGAAGUUUGUCUUCGGCUCCUGUGCGUUGCUGGCCUUAGACCUCGUCGACCAGCGGUCUGUCAUCUGUCUGUCGUCUCCGAGUGGUCGCCAGGCUUUUCAGUGCAAACACAUCCUGGCAGUGUACCUGAGCCAGACCAUGGCGUUGACUCUGCAGGAGACCGUGUCUGAUCAGCAGAUGUCUGUGCUGCUCAGCGGGACGGGAGCUCUGUGACACCACCUGCCCCCCACCUUCAUCAGAGCAAGCUGCUUUUCUGCAAAUCCACCCAAACUUUGGAGCCCUGUCACAUUCCCAAAGACUGGGAAUUUUAGGGGAUAAAGUUACUCGUAUUGAGUGCAUACUUUUUUAUUUAAAGUGCAUUUUUUUUCUGAACCCGCUUUGGUCUGGAGGAACAAAAAUGGUUCAGAAAACUUGUAAACAUGUAAAUAUCUGUAAGUUUAUAAUGAAUAAAGUCAGAGCUUUAA
Messenger RNA from Oryzias melastigma (Indian medaka), 705 nucleotides. RefSeq names its product zinc finger, SWIM-type containing 7 (gene zswim7). NCBI's taxonomy places the organism in Eukaryota, Metazoa, Chordata, Actinopteri, Beloniformes, Adrianichthyidae. Gene Ontology annotation, biological process: double-strand break repair via homologous recombination. Gene Ontology annotation, molecular function: zinc ion binding. The record is from RefSeq and is a predicted model, not a curated record. Gene Ontology annotation, cellular component: Shu complex.